Micropterus salmoides (largemouth bass) is the source of this 1205-nucleotide messenger RNA. It is a transcript of the gene dhrs9, whose product is annotated as dehydrogenase/reductase (SDR family) member 9. NCBI's taxonomy places the organism in Eukaryota, Metazoa, Chordata, Actinopteri, Centrarchiformes, Centrarchidae. Gene Ontology annotation, molecular function: oxidoreductase activity. The record is from RefSeq and is a predicted model, not a curated record. The transcript has 5 exons. Bases 108 to 1103 code for a protein of 331 amino acids.
GAAGUUACCUUUAAAUAAUGACAAAUGAAGUGGUAACCCAACACAAACGAAGUUUAUACCCACCAUAUCGGUGUUUGUCCUAGCUGCUGCUCCGCUCUGCGACAGUGAUGGAUGUAUCGUACUGGUCGCAGAAAAUACACGUAAAUAUGUUCCUGUAUAUCCUGGGACUGGUGCCUCUCUGGUUCACCUUUCGCUGGUACAGGGAAAGUAAAAAAGUGCCCAACAAGGAAGAUAAAUAUGUCUACAUCACUGGCUGUGACAGCGGGUUUGGUAAUCUCCUCGCAAGACACCUAGACAAGCUGGGCUUCCCUGUGAUCGCAGGCUGUUACACUGAGAAGGGCGAGGAUGAGCUGAAGAAGAUCGCCUCCGACAGACUUACCACCGUUCACAUAGAUGUCUCCGACUCUGAAAGUGUCAGCAAAGCAGCAGCUGCCAUCGAGGCGUUGGUUGGACAGAAGGGCCUGUGGGCUGUUGUGAACAACGCCGGAGUCGCUCUGCCGUCUGGUCCCACUGACUGGCUCACUAUAGAGGACUACAAGGCCAUGAUAGCUGUCAAUCUGUGCGGUGUGAUCGACGUCACACUGAGCGUCCUCCCUCACGUCAAGAAGGCCAAAGGAAGAGUGGUGAACGUCGCCAGCGUGUUUGGGAGAAUCAGCCCGUUUGGUGGACCCUACUGCGUGUCCAAGUACGGCGUAGAGUCCUUCAAUGACAGUCUGCGGUUAAACAUGAUACCGUUUGGAAUCAAGGUGGCAUGCAUUGAGCCAGGCUUCUUCAAAACAAAUGUGACAGAUACAGGGAUGAUGAAAAACAACCUGAGGAAGCUCUGGGACAGAUUACCUCAGGAUGUGAAGAACGACUAUGGACCAGGUUUCUUAAAGAGAUCUCUUGACAAGUUGGAUCACAGGUUUAAUCAGUUGACGGACAAGGACCUGAUGAAGGUGGUCAGCUGUAUGGAGCACGCCAUCACUGCCGUUCAUCCUCGCACUCGCUACUCUGUCGGAUGGGACGCUAAGUUAUUCUGGUUGCCUAUGUCGUACAUGCCAUCCUGCAUCUCUGAUAGACUUUUCAUUCAAGAUGGCCUCAAAAAAUUAUAUGCACCGUAGUUUUGUUAUAUCACUUGUGUGUUUUAUUUUCACUGCAGAACAUGUUUGAACCUAAAAGUUUACACCGUUGAUGGCACCAUAUAAACAUUUUGUUAUAAAACA